CUACCUCCCUUGAAGAGAAACCCCCACGAAGCUUCCUUCUAAUUUCCCUUCCUCUUUCCUUUCAAUUUUAUUAUCCCUUUCUUUCUCUCUUCAAUUAUCAACAAAUUCAUUCCUUCUCCUCUCUUUUCACUCCCAGUUUCCCCCAUAUCGCAGCCGUCAAUGGCCGACGACGACGACGACGGCGGACUCUUCUCUCCACCGUCCUACAAACGCUACGCCUUCAGCGGAAAAAUCAUGCUCGGCGCAAUCAUUUUAUUGUUAUUCGUCGUCAUCCUCAUGAUUUGUCUUCAUCUCUACGUUCGAUUAUACCUACUUUCCUCCUCCCGCCGGCAAUCCCACAGCCGCAUCCGCCGCCGCCGCCGCCGUGAGCACUUUGUCUUCACGGCGGAGCCUCGAAUUGCUGCCGCUCCGUCGCAUGGUUUGCCGCAAUCGAUUCUCAAAUCCCUACCCGUUUUCGUUCACUCGGGGAAACCUGACCCGGAUCCGAUUUAUUGUGCGGUUUGUUUAUCGGAAUUUGAAGAGAACGAAAUCGGGCGGAUUAUUCCAAAAUGUAACCACAGCUUCCACGUGGGAUGUAUUGAUAUGUGGUUUUAUUCGCACGUGACUUGCCCGCUUUGUAGAUCCGAGGUGAAACCCGAACUCGGAUCUGGAUCCGGCCCAUUUGAUGACCCGGUCGAGAUAGCUAUUGAUAUUUCUGAACCGGGUUCAAGCUCUGGUGAGGAAGAACCAGAUCGUUGGUGUCCGGUUGAGAUGGCGGCGUCGGUGGAGCUAGUGGACAACGAGUCGAGGCAAGUGGUCGACAUGUCGGAUGAUGGGACGUCAAGGAUAACGGCGAAUUUUGUGAAGUCGUUGUCCGUGAAGGAGGAAAUAGAAGCGGUGCAUUCAGAAAGAUAACAGUCUGUGGCGUAACGGAACGGGGUUGGAGUUGUAAAUAUCUAUUUGGUGUCAACUAAAAUACAAAUACGAACUUUUCAUUUUUUCCCCUUA
This is a messenger RNA of Benincasa hispida (wax gourd), 987 nucleotides long. Lineage: Eukaryota; Viridiplantae; Streptophyta; Magnoliopsida; Cucurbitales; Cucurbitaceae. The record is from RefSeq and is a predicted model, not a curated record.